CUUCAGUUUCCCUCUUUUCUACCCACCUACAGCAAAAAAGAUUCGAAUUUGCAGCAGCCAUUAAAGAUGGGUGGGAGAGGAAGGUCUCGAACUCAAAGAAAACACUUUCGACAGAACAGAGAAAAUGUUUGGAAACGCAGCAAACAUGAUGAAGACAACAAUGUUACUACUACAAAUGAUGACAACAACAAAGAACAACAACCUAGUAAUAAAACCCAUUGGGAACCAUUUGCCACUCAAAAUCUUGCCUUUGACGAGUAUUAUAAGGAGCAAGGAAUAGUACCAACUGACGAGUGGGAUGCUUUUGUUGGCUGUCUUAGAACUCCUUUGCCUGCUGCAUUCAGGAUCAACUCCAGUAGCCAGUGCUAUAUGGAUAUUCGGACCAAGUUGGAGAAUGAUUUUAUGAAAACUCUUCAGGCAGAGGGCGUAGAUGGGAGUGAGGUCGAGGGAAUAAAACCAUUACCUUGGUACCCAGAGAAUCUUGCUUGGCAGUCUAAUUUUUCACGCAACCAGUUGAGGAAAAACCAAAUACUUGAGAGGUUCCAUGAGUUCUUGAAGCUACAAAAUGAAAUUGGAAACAUUACAAGACAGGAGGCCGUUAGCAUGGUUCCUCCCCUGUUCUUGGAUGUCCGUCCAGAACAUUUUGCUCUUGACAUGUGUGCAGCUCCCGGUUCGAAAACAUUUCAGUUGCUUGAGAUGAUACACCACUUGGCUGACCCAGGGACAUUACCUAGUGGAAUGGUCUUAGCAAAUGAUGUUGAUGUCCAAAGGUGUAACCUUCUUAUUCACCAAACAAAGAGAAUGUCUACUGCCAACUUGAUCGUCACAAACCAUGAAGCGCAGAACUUCCCGAGCUGUCAUUUAAAUAGAAAUUUUGCAAAUGGUUCUGAGACACAAAAGAGGGAAUUAGAUAUUAAUCAGCUUCAAUUUGAUCGUGUCUUGUGCGAUGUUCCAUGUAGUGGUGAUGGCACUUUGCGCAAGGCUCCUGACAUAUGGAGGAAAUGGAAUACUGGAAAUGGUAAUGGUCUGCACGGGCUACAGAUUCAGAUAGCAAUGCGAGGAUUGUCUUUGCUUAAAGUAGGUGGAAGGAUGGUUUAUUCAACUUGCUCGAUGAAUCCCAUUGAGAAUGAGGCCGCGGUUGCUGAGGUCUUGCGGAGAUGUGGGGGNGCGACGGUACCAGAGGGUCCCGACCGUUAUAAUCUGAGAGAGAACUUUGUUCGAGAUAAAGGAAUGUGGUAUGCUUCUUACAAAGCUGUUCCGGAUAAUCGCAGAGGUGGUGUUGUUCCCGGGAUGUUCCCAUCUGGCAAAACCUAUGCGGAUGCAUCUGAGCAAAAUGAUGAUGCAACUAGAGCUCAAUUGUCUGAUAAUGGAAAUAAUGAUACUUCUGAAAAUGACAUGCCGGUGUUGGAGGAUUCUGCAGCUGCAGCUACAAUCUUGGAUGAUGAGGAAGUUUCAACUCUCCCGCUGGAACGUUGUAUGAGGAUAGUGCCGCAUGAUCAGAAUAGUGGAGCCUUUUUUAUUGCUGUAUUUCACAAGCUUUCUCCUUUGCCAGCUUCAGCCUUUCAGCAGAAGAAACCUGUCUCUCUGCGGGAGAAGUUGAAUUCCAGUAAUAUUCAAGCUGAAAGUUUAACAACUAAGGUUAAAGAAGAUGAGAAUGUUGAGGAUGUUAAGCCAGUGGAUUCUGUUGGUAAUGAAGAUGUGACUAUGGAUGAUGCUGAUAUUCAAGCUGAAAGUUUAACAACCGAGGUUAAAGAAGAUGUAAAUGUUGCGGAUGUUAAGCCAGUGGGUUCUGUUGGUAGCGAAGAGACGACUACAGUUGAUGCUGGUAAUGGGACAGAUGAAACUAUUUUGGAUGCUGAGCCCAGUGAAACGUUGGAGAAAAAAGAGAAAGACGAAACUCAACCUUCUACUGAUACAAGAGCUGAGCCUGAGACUAAUAGAGGGAAAAGAAAAUUACAAAUGCAAGGCAAGUGGAGAGGGGUUGACCCGGUUAUAUUCUACAAAGAGGAGGCAGUUGUGGGUAAGAUAAAGGAUUUCUAUGGUAUCAAGGAUUCUUUUCCAUUUGAAGGACAUCUAAUUACUAGGAAUAGCGAUAUGAACCAUGUGAAGAGAGUUUAUUAUGUGUCGAAGUCUGUGAAGGAAGUUCUGCAUCUCAAUUUUCUAGCUGGUCAGCAGCUUAAAAUUGCUUCAGUUGGGCUCAAGAUGUUUGAGCGCCAAACAUCAAAAGAUGGUGCAUCUGCACCAUGUAUAUUCCGCAUAUCAUCUGAAGCGUUGCCUUUAAUGCUGCCAUACUUAACAAAACAAAUAUUAUACGCAUCUCCUGCGGACUUCAAGCAUCUUUUGCAGUACAAGAGCAUUAAACUUGGUGAUUUUGUUGAUGCUGGAUUUGGUGAAAAAGCCUCACAGCUGUUGAUGGGUUGUUGUGUCGUGGUUCUGAACAAAGACAAUAAGACGCUGUCAGAAGCUCAAGCGGAUCCAUCAACUAUCGCUAUAGGAUGCUGGAGAGGCAGGUCUAAUAUCUCAGUGAUGGUCACUGCACUUGAUUGCCAAGAGCUGCUGGAGAGGAUGUCAAUGGGUGUGGAGGAGGAAACAGAUUCGUCCUUGCCGGAAACCAAGACAUUAACUGCAGAGGCAGAUGAAAUAGUUGAAGCAGAGGAAGGUGAAGUUAAAGAAGACACAAAACAACCAUGAGAGACUAAAACUAACAAUUUUGGAAACUGUUAUAGGUGUACCAUGAUUGUGAAUUUCUUAAUUGUUUGUUUGUAGGUUGCUUCAGUUUAUUCAAUAUAUCUACAACAAAAAUUUUAAGAUGAAGAUAAUUUGUAUACUUUAACAGUAUGUUGAAGAAUUGAGUAUCAUAUUCUGCAGCAAAUUUCUAGUUAGUACAAAUAGCAGCAUAUGAUAUUGGGAAAAAGAGGGCUAUAAAAUGCAAACAUUUAUGGGUCGA
This is a messenger RNA of Nicotiana tabacum (common tobacco), 2947 nucleotides long. NCBI's taxonomy places the organism in Eukaryota, Viridiplantae, Streptophyta, Magnoliopsida, Solanales, Solanaceae. The record is from RefSeq and is a predicted model, not a curated record.